Paramecium octaurelia is the source of this 679-nucleotide messenger RNA. The record is from the annotation of a GenBank genome assembly. NCBI's taxonomy places the organism in Eukaryota, Ciliophora, Oligohymenophorea, Peniculida, Parameciidae.
AUGAAAAAAUCACUUACUUUUUAUACUGAUUCUAAAAAUAACUUUUCUUAGAAAAUACAUCUCGAAAGACAUUAAAGAAACAAAAAUAAAAUUAAUGAAGCCAUAUUGAAAUUAGAAAAUCCUUUUGACCCAAAAUCAAUUUCAUAAGCAUUAAAAGGUCUUGAAAAUUAAUUACAAAGAAGAACACUAUUAGAUAAAAUUAUAUUAAUUAGAGCCUAAAAACUAAAGAUGUAAGAGCUGGAGAAGAUGAAUCAAAUGAAGGAAAUGUUAACGAAAGUAACAAGAAAAUUAACCUAAAUAAAAAAUUACCAAACUAAAUUCUCUCGAGAUCAUGAUGAUUUUUAAAUUUUACAAGAAGAAAGAAACAAAUUGAAUAAAUUUCAGUAUGAAAAUCUUGAUUUUCAAAUUUAAGAGGAGAAAAAUCAAUUAAGAAGGCUUUCUAGUUUAAGUUUUUUAACGAAAGACACUGACAAAUGGAAGGUUAAUCCAUAAUAAAAUGCACUUUUGUAAAAUUAAUUUGUUCGGAGAAAAACUUAAAGAAACUCUUCAUUAAUCAUUAAUGCAGUUUAGAAGAGACAAAUGUAUUUAUUCAUUUAUUCUUAGAAGCUCUCUUAAAUCAGAACAGAAUAGCACAGAUUCCAUGAUUUUGUAAAAUUGUUCAUUAUAAUUCCACAAGUGA